Messenger RNA from Hypoxylon trugodes, 874 nucleotides. RefSeq names its product glycoside hydrolase family 61 protein. The transcript has 3 exons. Bases 93 to 767 code for a protein of 224 amino acids. NCBI's taxonomy places the organism in Eukaryota, Fungi, Ascomycota, Sordariomycetes, Xylariales, Hypoxylaceae. The record is from RefSeq and is a predicted model, not a curated record.
UCUGAUAUUUUGCGCCCACCGCUUGUUUGCUUUCAGCUCUUGGUAGAAUAGGACAAAAAAAGAUAAUUCCAUAUCGUUUCUCCUUGAUCAAAAUGAAGAACGUCGUUGCCCUCGUCGCCACGGCCGUUCUGGCUGCCCAGAGCGCCUCUGCGCACUACAUCUUCCAGUCCUUGUCCAAGGGCACCGCCAAGGGAACUGCGUACGAAUACGUCCGUCGCAAUACCAACUACAACUCCCCCGUCACCGACCUCUCUUCCAAUGACCUCCGAUGCAAUGUCGGCGGUGCCACCGGCGGGAACACGAGCACCCUCGACAUCAACGCGGGCGACCCGUUCACCUUCACCCUCGACACGGCCGUGUACCAUCAGGGUCCCAUCUCGCUAUACAUGUCGAAGGCCCCAGGUGCCGCCGUCGACUACGAUGGAAGCGGUGACUGGUUCAAGAUCAACGACUGGGCACCCAACUUCAGCGGCGGCCAGGCUAGCUGGACCAUGAAGGACACCUACUCCUACACCAUCCCCAAGUGUGUCCCUAGCGGCGAAUACCUUCUCCGAAUUCAGUCACUCGCCAUCCACAACCCUGGUGGUGUUCCGCAGUUCUACGUCGGUUGCGGUCAGAUCAAGGUCAGCGGUGGUGACAGUGCCUCGCCCAAGCCCACUGCUAAGAUUCCCGGUGCUUUCAAGGCUACUGACCCAGGCUACACGGCCAACAUCUACAACAACUUCCACAGCUACAUCGUCCCAGGCCCUGAUGUCUUCGCCUGCUAAAUAGGUUCGUAUAGGAUUGCCGUGAAGGCAGGGGAUAUCUUAGGUAGAUUAUUGUGAGAAGUUUGGAUAUUGUUUCAUGUGAUGUAUCUCGUUAAGAUAGGUCAUGA